Molecule: messenger RNA, 861 nt
Organism: Seriola aureovittata
Lineage: Eukaryota; Metazoa; Chordata; Actinopteri; Carangiformes; Carangidae
Gene: hes3
Product: hairy-related 3
Exons: 4
Coding region: 69-779 (236 amino acids)
Biological process (GO): regulation of transcription by RNA polymerase II; regulation of neurogenesis; anterior/posterior pattern specification
Cellular component (GO): nucleus
Molecular function (GO): RNA polymerase II cis-regulatory region sequence-specific DNA binding; DNA-binding transcription factor activity, RNA polymerase II-specific; protein dimerization activity
Source: RefSeq, a predicted model, not a curated record
AAUCCUUCAUUCUUGCACCACAGAGGGAAAGAAAGUAACUUCAAGGAAACCAGAGAAGGACUAACAGGAUGGUGGCUACGACAGACUGCGGAGAAAAGUCAAAGCCCAUGUCUGGGCACAAGGUAUCCAAACCACUCAUGGAGAAGAAACGACGAGCUCGCAUAAACAAGUGUUUGGACCAGUUAAAAUCUCUUCUGGAGAGCUACUACAGCAGCAAUAUUCGAAAGCGCAAACUGGAAAAGGCCGACAUCCUGGAGCUCACUGUGAAACAUCUGAGGAACCUCCAAAAGAUCCAGAGCUGCACCGCCGCUGCUUCCGAGUUUUCUGAUUACCAAACUGGCUUCCGUAGUUGUUUGGCAAACGUCAACCAAUACUUGGUGAUGGCAGACACCUUGAAUGGAGGCGACCGCUGGAUGUUAUCGCAGCUCUCCGGUAAACUCUGCCGCUCUCUGGGCCGAGGGGAAGUCUCCAGCACCAUGGACAGCGGCCUGGGCCGAGCUGAGAUCCAGGAUGAGGCGCGGAAACUUCUUCCGUCAGCGGCGGGACCCGAGGAGGGAAACACGGCCAAAUUUAAAGUAGUGAAACCCCACAGCGCAAGCACGUGUCGUUUUCCACCGAGUGAAGACGCACGGCGGUCAGCUGGACCCAAACAGGCUGUAGCUGCUGCGGCGCCCUCACACAACAGUCAUGAGAAAAGUAUCAGUCCCAAGAAGUGUCGGUCUGUCAGUCACAGGAUUGAAGCUGCAAACACUCAGCACAACGUCUGGCGGCCUUGGUAGAGCUGGUGAAAAGCUGUAGAUAUCCUAAAUUAUAGCUUGAUUGAAUGUUUAUAAUUGCAUAUAGAUUUCCACAAUAUGUUAU